Anneissia japonica is the source of this 1285-nucleotide messenger RNA. Its product is annotated as adenosine receptor A3-like. Gene Ontology annotation, biological process: G protein-coupled receptor signaling pathway. Gene Ontology annotation, cellular component: membrane. Gene Ontology annotation, molecular function: G protein-coupled receptor activity. The record is from RefSeq and is a predicted model, not a curated record. Bases 74 to 1285 code for a protein of 403 amino acids. The transcript is spliced from 6 exons. NCBI's taxonomy places the organism in Eukaryota, Metazoa, Echinodermata, Crinoidea, Comatulida, Comatulidae.
GUAUUUAAGCAGCAACCAGGAACUUUGCUGCUCUUAUAACGUCGAGAGCGUGAAGGCCUACAAAGCAAUCAGCAUGGUGAACAAUACAGAUACUGCUCCAAUUUGUGUGUUUCCUAAAAUGUUGUCAAUUCCUUUUGCAGUUAUAACACUCUGUGUUAUUAUAGGAAAUAUAUUCGUAAUCUUUUCUGUCUACAGAAUCCCAUCAUUGCGAAAACCGUGUUACCUAAUACUAGCUAGCAUGGCAGUUUUAGAUAUAUUAACAGGGUUUAUUGGCAUCUUUGUUGUACUCCGUCUUGCUCUUCGUGGACGAUUUUUUUACUUUGGAGAUACAGUUGGAUGGCUUAUUCAGAAACUGUCCGUAUCAGGUGUGGGAUUUUCUCUUUUCCACCAUAUGUUUUUAGCGGGAGAGAGAUAUUUUGCUAUCAUGUAUCCAUAUGUGUACAAUGUAAAAGUACACACUCGAUCGGUAGUAAUAUUUCUAAUUGUUGUGUGGACAGUAGCACUUUUAGUGAUGGCUGUUCUCCUCUCACCAUUGUACAAUGAGGAUGUGUAUAACGAGGUGAGUUACAUAGGCACUAUUUUUGUUGCAAUUCCUAUGUACGCCUGUCAUCUGCGUAUAUACUGCAAAGCGAAAAAAAUAUCUAGGCAGGUGGCAUCCUCAACAAGCCAGGCAAUACAGGCUAGGAAAUCCGAUUUCAAAGCAGCGCUGGUAACUUCAAUAAUACUUGGUGUUUUUAGCAUCUGCACACUGCCUUUAACUAUUCACAAUAUAGUUGCCCAAGAAGAAAGCCGUCGAUGCAGCCUGCUAUUCUAUGUCUUUUUUUUACUGGUAUACAUGACGUCAAUGUUAAACCCGAUUGUGAUUCUUCUAAUUUUUAUUUAUUUAUUUAUUUAUUUUUUGUGUAUUGCCAUCGGAUACAAAAGAAAUAUAUUCGUAAUUGUUUCUGUCUACAAUAUCCGAUCGUUGCAAAAACCGUGUUACAUAAUAUUAGCCAGUAUGGCAAUCUUAGAUUUAUUAACCGGGGAGAAUUUUCUUGAACUAAAUGCAAAGAAAACAAAGGAAGUUAUUGUCGAUUUCAGAAGGAAAAAUAAAACUAAUCAUGAAAAUAUUGUAAUCGAUAAUGAGAGGGUGGAAAUUGUUGAAAAACACAAGUAUCUGGGACUGAUUAUUGAUAAUGAACUUAACUGGGAAAGCAACACUAAAGAAAUCCGUACCAAGCAUCAGUGUACUACCUUCAACUAUUCACAGCAUAGCGUUUGCCCAAGAAGAAAGUCGUCGGUGUAG